Molecule: messenger RNA, 906 nt
Organism: Tremella mesenterica DSM 1558
Lineage: Eukaryota; Fungi; Basidiomycota; Tremellomycetes; Tremellales; Tremellaceae
Exons: 4
Coding region: 1-906 (301 amino acids)
Biological process (GO): regulation of DNA-templated transcription; NLS-bearing protein import into nucleus; nuclear pore organization
Cellular component (GO): nuclear pore central transport channel; nuclear membrane; nuclear pore nuclear basket
Molecular function (GO): phospholipid binding; structural constituent of nuclear pore; single-stranded DNA binding
Source: RefSeq, a predicted model, not a curated record
AUGUCUUCUUCAGAUUGGUGGACACAAUCUUCUUCUCACGCUUUUCAUACACCUGCACGACAUCAUCUUCCCUCUUCAAACUCAAACACAAACUCGGCUUUUUCCCCACAGACGAGGGCGAGGUUCGCUGGUGAUGAUCUCGAUCCGGACGAUGCUAAAGCUGCCGAUGGGAUAAAGUUCUUACCUACUUUUGCUAGUUCUCCAGCUGGCAAGUUAGUGAUGGGUCAAACACCUACAAGUCCACCUGGGAUGGGAGGAGGUAGACCUAGUCCUACUGCUCGGUUUUCAGAUAGUUCACCUAGAAAUGCACCUACACCAGGUGCUAGGAGGUCACUUCCAGCCCCGAUGGACGAGGAUCUUCCACCCACCACCAGCCUUCGAGACGUGGCAGAAUCACCUACAAAAGCCGUGGUACCCAUUACGCAAGUUCUUCCCCCACCCCCUUCCCUCACCGCCACGCCGACUACCACCUCUCUCCAUAUCUUCGGUCCCCCUCCUUCAGCUCUUCCAGAACUCCAACCGUACCUGUCAGCCAUAGGCGAGAUCAUCUCCUACGUCCCCGGACCCCAGGGGAGCAAUUGGUUCACAGUCACUUAUGCCUCUCCAACUUCCGCUGCCUACUGUCUUCGACGACAUGGCGAAAUUAUCGGUGGACGAUGGAUGCUAGGCGUCAAAGUCGUUUCGUCAUCUUCAUCCUCUGGCUUCACUUCAAGUGGUAUGGUACCCUGGUCUGAAGGACACCCAGGAGAGAUGCAGCGCGAGUUGAGCGGAGGAAUAGGAACACCUCUGAGACCGAAAGAAGGGAACAUCUUGAGGGCCAAAACACCCGUUCAAACGAAGAGAGAGGAUUACGCUUGGGAUGAAGUGGAUCAAGGACAAGGGACUGACAAUCAGUUUGGUCGAUGA